Molecule: messenger RNA, 1335 nt
Organism: Drosophila guanche
Lineage: Eukaryota; Metazoa; Arthropoda; Insecta; Diptera; Drosophilidae
Exons: 3
Coding region: 195-1127 (310 amino acids)
Source: RefSeq, a predicted model, not a curated record
CUCGAAACAGUUGUUUCCAUCGUUCCACCUUGCUGGAAGAGAGCUCCGACAGCGAAGAGCGCGCCGCGUAAGAGAGUGGCCAGCUGUUUUCGUACCGGCGUUCGUUUCGUCUCGUUUUGCUCGUUCCGUGCACGGCGGCGGUGAGUGUUCGAGAUCGCGUUUAGUUCACAAACCUACUUAACUCUGGGACAGACAUGGGGCGUCCGCGCACCAUUGACGUAACCAACUUGGUGGUGGAGUACCCCGAUAAGAACUACUGCCGCUGCGUGCGUUGCAAUAAGACCCUCUCCGGCUGCCUGCGAAGCAACAUCAAGCGGCACUACCAGCGGCUGCAUCCGGAAGUCGUGCUGCCACGGCCCCAAGGCAAAGGAGCACCCGUGGAAACGAAGGACAGAGGAACCCCGGUAGAAGCGAAAAAGACAGUUACAAAGGUCAGAAGGAAGGGACGAGUACCGCUUGUGGACACGCUUACGCUGGUUCAUUUGCUGCCGGAUGGCAAGCAUUGCCGCUGCCGCAUCUGCGACAAGACACUCAUCUACCUUUCGGGCAAUGUGCGGCGACACUACAAGAACUACCACGCACAGUACACAGCGGACCAGACGGUGGCACAUCCACCAGCGGAGAAUAGGAAGCACUUGAAUCGGAGUCAAAAUAAAUCGAAUCCAGGUCCAGAUCCUGCGAAGGCAAUGGCCAGCAGCAAGGAAUCGGGCUACGAGGCUGAGGACCAGUUCGAGAGCAUCUUCAUUGAAAAGUCGGAGGUGCCGGAUGUCGAGGAUGAGGAUGAGGAUGAGGAGCUGUCAGACGAUCAAGAUAUCGAUGCCGACGAGAUGCGCUACUCACAGGCACUCAACCAGACAACGCCGGAGAUUUCAGCGAUCUUGUCGCUGCGCAGCUCCCCUUCGGCUGCAACCUCUGCAUCCACUUUGGCCAUCGGAGCGCCCACGCCCACAACACUGUCCGGAGACGAUGCCUCCUUUCUGCAAUAUGUGGGCAAGAAGUUUGGGAAUUACUCCACGCGCACCAAGCACACGGUUCAGUUCCAGUUUAAUCGAAUCUUGUACAGGGCCGACAUGGGCUGCUUCGAGGAAGGCGAAGCCAAAAAGGUCAAGGAAUCGGAAAAUGUCUAGCCAUUAAGCGGAACGAACCUGUUUCCAACUACAACUAUAUUAUUAUAUGUAUAUUAUACUUGUAUAUUCAUUUGUCAAUGGCUGUCACUGAAAGAGCGUAAGGAUAUUUGUAUGUGUUAGGUUAAUCCACGUAGCUUUAGGCCGCGAAUCAUUAUAGCUACAUCAUAUAAGCGAGACUCUCGAAGAAAUUGAUUUUGUUACAACAUAA